This is a messenger RNA of Macadamia integrifolia, 1296 nucleotides long. Its product is annotated as cyclin-P3-1. Gene Ontology annotation, biological process: regulation of cyclin-dependent protein serine/threonine kinase activity. Gene Ontology annotation, molecular function: protein kinase binding. The record is from RefSeq and is a predicted model, not a curated record. The transcript has 3 exons. Bases 419 to 1084 code for a protein of 221 amino acids. Lineage: Eukaryota; Viridiplantae; Streptophyta; Magnoliopsida; Proteales; Proteaceae.
GAAAACACAUUUCUUUGUCGCCGACACAAGGGGUGAUUCCAUGUGAUGAACAGUGAAGCAAAACGAAGAAUGCCUCUGUAAAGAUUUGAUAUAGAAAUAGCAAAUGGCAUGGUAGAUGCAUCUACAAGAACUUUGAACUCUUUUGAAGGUAAAGGUAUAGCCUAUAGCAGAAAGGAAUAAAGCUAGAGAGAGAGAGUGGCAGAAACGUGUAUUUGUGGGUUACUAAAGCAACCAUCUACUUCUCUCUUUUCUCUCUCUUUCCCCAUAACAGAACCAAAAAAGCCGUGGCUGGUGCAGAGUAAAAAGAGAAUGGCACCCCUCCAUGGGUUUUUCUUCAAAGUAUCUACUUCGUGACUGAUGCUUAUGUAGAAAGAAAUAGAAGACUGGAUAGAUCUCUCUUGAAGCUUUCAACUUGAAUAUGGGAACCAUUGCACCUGAUUUAGAGGCGAGAGGCUCAGAAGUUUAUUCUUCUUUGGGUCUUAUUGAGUUGGCUAAGGUUCCCGGAUGCCAACCUCGUGUGUUGUCGGUCCUUUCUUCACUUUUGGAGAGAUCUGUUCAGAAGAAUGAAAAGUUACUGGGGACUACACAAAAGAAAGAUUCAGUUACAAUAUUUCAUGGUUUAAGGGCACCCAGUCUGAGCAUUCGACAGUAUGUUGAUCGCAUUUUCAAGUACUCAAGCUGCAGCCCUUCCUGCUUUGUUGUUGCUUACAUCUACAUCGAGAGAUUCAUACAACGGACAGAUGUUCAUCUCUCUUCCCUCAAUGUUCACCGCCUUGUAAUUACAAGUGUGAUGGUAGCAGCAAAAUUUAUUGAUGAUGCCUUCUACAACAAUGCCUAUUAUGCAAAAGUGGGAGGAGUAAGCACUGCAGAGAUGAAUAGCUUGGAGACGAAGUUCUUGUUCAGUCUCGACUUUAGACUUCAUGUAACUGUUGGGACUUUUGAUAGGUAUUGUCUGCAGUUGGAGAAAGAAGCUAGCGGGGGUUACCAGAUUGAGAGGCCGAUACAAAUUUGUGGGUUGAAAGAAAGCUGGCCAAACAAAGAUGAGCCUAAACAUGCAGCUGCAUUAGCAAGAUACAGUUGUUGAGCUAUGAUCAUGUAAUGUCACACCCUCUCAGCUUUGCAGAAAAUUGUCAUUUACACUAGGAGAUAGGGAUGUUUAAUAUGUUUGUAUGAUAGCCACAAAUAACAGAUGCUUCUUGUGGAAGAUCAAGUGAUUGUUGCUUCUUCUAGCCGCAUGUAUUGGAUGCUUGUUGUGGAAGAAUUGAGUGCUUACUGCUUGCUUCUAUUGGUGAUUUA